Solanum dulcamara is the source of this 1086-nucleotide messenger RNA. Its product is annotated as NDR1/HIN1-like protein 6. The record is from RefSeq and is a predicted model, not a curated record. The coding region runs from base 98 to 871 and encodes 257 amino acids. The transcript has a single exon. Gene Ontology annotation, cellular component: plasma membrane. NCBI's taxonomy places the organism in Eukaryota, Viridiplantae, Streptophyta, Magnoliopsida, Solanales, Solanaceae.
UCAAAGUCCUUUAUAUACACAAAAAAAAAAUUAGUCCAAAAAAGUAACAUUCUACUAAUAUUUUGCUCUCUUUGUUCUUGUGACUACAUUUUUCCUUAUGGCUGAUCACCAAAAAAUUCAUCCGGUUUCGGUUCCAGAGCAGGAAGCGCCGCUACCCAAGCCCACAGCUCCGUUGGUUCCACGUGGCUCUUCCCGUUCGGAGAACGGAGAUCCUGAGCGCCAGCAACCACCACCACCAUUGAAAAGGUCAUUAACCCCAUAUUCUCCCUUGAAACCUCCAAAAAAGAAAAGAGGCUGCUGCAUAAGAUGCCUAUGUUGGACAUGUUGCCUAUUUUUCCUACUAAUCAUACUCAUAGGCAUCGCAGCAGCCGUAAUUUACUUAGUCUUUCAGCCAAAAAUACCAAAAUACUCUGUUGAUAGCAUCCAAAUUACCCAAUUUAACCUCAACUACGACUCGAGCUUGUCCGCGACAUUUAACGUAAACAUCACUGCAAGAAAUCCCAACAAAAGGAUAGGAAUUUACUACGAAAACGGAAGUCAUUUGAGUGUAUGGUACAAAGGCACAAAUUUAUGUGAAGGGAAAUUACCAAAGUUUUAUCAGGGUCAUAGAAAUACUACUCAACUCAACAUAAACUUAAUAGGAAAAACCGAGAACGCUACAAAUUUGUUACAGUUAGUGCAAGAAGAUCGACAGCAAGGCAAAAUUCCAUUGAAUAUUCGUGUGAAGGUUCCUGUGAGGAUUAAAUUGGGAAAAUUGAAGCUAAUGAAGUGGAAAUUCUUGUUGAAGUGCAGCCUAAACGUGGAUGAUUUGUCUCAGGAUAAUGUUAUUCGGAUUAGGGAUAAUAAGUGUAAGGUUCGUUUUAGAUUUUAAUUGGUACAUUAUAUUCUUGAUUACUACAGUCCACCACUAUUUUAUUUUUUGCCUACAAUAAUCAGGUGGAGUAUUGUAUAUAGAUUGUAUUAUUUUUUUUCCGCUGAGCUUGUUGCAAUAAUGGGAUGCGUUUAUGCAUCAUUCUUUUCAUACUACUUUGUAUUUAAUUAAGUUAUUAUAGCAAUAAAUUAUUCCACUUUGAUUUAUCUUCCCAA